This is a messenger RNA of Scophthalmus maximus (turbot), 2159 nucleotides long. Its product is annotated as 1-phosphatidylinositol 4,5-bisphosphate phosphodiesterase zeta-1-like. Gene Ontology annotation, cellular component: nucleus. Bases 209 to 2032 code for a protein of 607 amino acids. Gene Ontology annotation, molecular function: phosphatidylinositol-4,5-bisphosphate phospholipase C activity. Gene Ontology annotation, biological process: intracellular signal transduction; lipid metabolic process; positive regulation of cytosolic calcium ion concentration involved in egg activation. The record is from RefSeq and is a predicted model, not a curated record. The transcript is spliced from 13 exons. NCBI's taxonomy places the organism in Eukaryota, Metazoa, Chordata, Actinopteri, Pleuronectiformes, Scophthalmidae.
GAAAAAAUCAGUGAAGGAGCUUUUGUGCUCCAUUAACAUUUACCAAUGUUUCACCUGUCCCUUGUCCCACGUCACAUUUACAUAUGCAUCGAGUCACAGUUCCUCAGACUGCCUGAUCCUCACCACACGGAGAGUCGGAUAUAUGCCAUGAACAGCAGAAUUAAGAGGGAAAGCCGCAGCACUCUUAUGAUGUAAAUCACCAGUCACAAUGAAGACAUCAUCAUGCAGUUUUAGAGACAUAUGCCUGGGUAACAGAGUGAAAAAUGUGAGACAACAAGAUUCCCUGGAUGAUUGCCAUGCCCUGCAGGGCAAGAUGAAGAAAAGCAAGGCGCCCUCCUCCAGGAGAGCCGAGAUCCAGCAUCUGUACCAGUGCUAUGCUGCAGACCAAACCACUUUGCCUGCCGGUGCCCUCCUCAGGUUCCUGCACAAGGAGCAGAUGGAGCAUGCAGCAAAUGAAGAGGCGGCAGGGAAUCUGAUUGACAGAUAUGAAAUUGAAGAGACAGCCAUUGAAAGCAGGUCCAUGACCUUCGAGGGAUUCCUCAGGUACAUGGAGUCCAAAGACUGCUGUGUGUUCGACCAGACCCACACGUCAGUGUACCAAGACAUGGAUGAGCCCCUCUCCAGCUACUUCAUCUCCUCAUCACACAACACCUACCUGACUGGAGACCAGCUUGUAGGAAAAAGCCACCUGGAUGCCUAUGUUUGUGCUCUGAGGAAAGGCUGUCGCUGUCUGGAGAUUGACUGCUGGGAUGGGCCAGACAUGGAGCCCGUAGUCUACCAUGGCUACACCCUGACCACAAAGAUACUCUUCAAGGACGUCAUCAAAACUGUGGAGCAACAUGCCUUUGAGGUGUCUGCCUUCCCGGUGAUCCUGUCGUUGGAGAACCACUGCUCCCAGGAGCAGCAGGAGGUCAUGGCCCAGUACCUCAUCUCCAUCCUGGGGGAGAAGCUGCUGAGCGAGCCCGUGGAUCCUCCAACCACUGGAGACCUCCCAAGCCCAAAUGACCUGCAGUAUAAGAUCCUCGUCAAGAAUAAAAAGCUAAAGCCUCAGAUUAAAGCAGAAGAAGCAUCAGGGACAGAGGCAGAGGAGAGUGUAGCUGAAGGCGACGACGACGAUGAUGAUGAUGAUGAUGAUGAUGACGAUGACGAUGAGGAGGACGAGGAGGACGAGGAUCUUCCAACCACAGCAAAGUUCUGGUCUUCGAGAAAGGCAGGGCCAAAGAAGAAAGAGAAGGUGGUGGUAGCCAAAGCUUUAUCUGACUUGGUCGUGUACACGCGGUCUGUCAAGUUCAUCAGCUUCAGACACUCUAAGGACAAUCAGAACUACAAUGAGAACACGUCUAUGGCAGAGAACAAAGCACGCAGGCUGGCCAAAGCCUCAGGUGCAGACUUUGUUCGGCAUAACAAGGAGUUCCUCAGCAGGAUUUACCCAGCAGGCUCGCGGACGUCUUCAUCCAACUACAACCCUCUGGAGUUUUGGAACGUCGGCUCGCAGCUCGUGGCUCUCAAUUUCCAGUCUCUGGGCUUACCCAUGGACCUUAAUGAUGGCCGUUUCCAGGACAACGGAGGCUGCGGGUACAUCCUGAAGCCAGCGGUGCUCAUGUCCAGUCGGCGGAGCUUUGAUCCGGGCUGCAGCCGGCGCGGGCUCCAAACCACACACCUGCUGCUCAAGGUGAUCAGUGGGUCCAACCUUCCCCUCCCGAGGAGCGGCAAAGCUCUGGACCCCUUCGUCAGAGUGGAGAUCCACGGGAUCCCAUCUGACUCCCGCAGGAAAAGCACACAUACUGUCAAAAAAAAUUCUCUGACUCCUCACUGGGACGCCGACAUGAACUUCAGCAUCGGUGUCCCCGAGUUGUGCCUCCUCCGCUUCUGUGUCCGAGACCAGACCGGCUUCCUCAGCAGCGAGUUCGUGGGCCAGUUCACUCUGCCCUUCACCAGCCUGAAGAAAGGCUACCGCUGGGUGCCUCUCAAGUCCCGAGACGGAUGCAGCCUGGAUCCAGCCUCCCUCUUUGUCUUUGUCUGGUAUUCCUAAAAACAGCUCUCCAUAUCAGACUCUCUCUGUCUCACACACACACACGCACGCACCGCGCACACACACACACACACACACACACACACACACACACACACACACACACACACACACACACACACACACA